This is a messenger RNA of Neogale vison (American mink), 1191 nucleotides long. It is a transcript of the gene SPO11, whose product is annotated as SPO11 initiator of meiotic double stranded breaks. Gene Ontology annotation, cellular component: nuclear chromosome. Gene Ontology annotation, biological process: meiotic DNA double-strand break formation; reciprocal meiotic recombination; meiotic DNA double-strand break processing. The record is from RefSeq and is a predicted model, not a curated record. Lineage: Eukaryota; Metazoa; Chordata; Mammalia; Carnivora; Mustelidae. Gene Ontology annotation, molecular function: DNA binding; DNA topoisomerase type II (double strand cut, ATP-hydrolyzing) activity; ATP binding. The transcript has 13 exons. Bases 1 to 1191 code for a protein of 396 amino acids.
AUGGCCUUUGCGCCCAUGGGGCCUGAGGCCUCGUUCUUCGAGGUUUUGGACCAGCACAGGGCUUCCCUGCUGGCCGCCCUGAGGAGAGGCGGUGGGGAGCCUGCGGGCAGGAGGACGCGCCUGGCCUCGAGUUCUGAGGUUCUUGGAUCUAUAGAAAGUGUUAUCCAGGGCAUCAUCACAAGCGUGGCAAGGAAUGAGGCACCUGCAUUCACCAUAGACAACAGAUCAAGCUGGGAAAAUAUAAAGUUUGAAGAUUCUGUGGGUCUUCAGAUGGCAUCUCAUUGUACCACAAGAAAAAUCAAAAGCGAUUCACUAAAAUCAGUUAAAAAAUUUGCCCUAAUUCUUAAAAUAUUGUCAGUGAUUUAUAAAUUAGUACAGAGCAACACUUAUGCGACCAAAAGAGACAUAUAUUAUACUGACAGCCAACUCUUCGGUAACCAGACUGUCGUGGACAAUAUUAUCAAUGACAUUUCUUGUAUGUUAAAAAUGCCAAGGAUAAGUCUACAUAUCUUAUCUACAUCAAAAGGUUUAAUUGCUGGCAACUUAAGGUAUCUGGAGGAAGACGGCACCAGAGUGCACUGUACCUGUGGUUCCACAGCUGUUGCUGUGCCAUCUAAUAUUCAAGGAAUUCGAAAUUUAAUUACAGAUGCAAAAUUUCUAUUAAUUGUAGAAAAAGAUGCGACAUUUCAGCGACUCCUGGAUGACAGCUUUUGCAACAGAAUGUCCCCAUGCAUCAUGGUUACGGGAAAGGGGGUACCUGACCUGAACACAAGACUUUUGGUCAAGAAGCUGUGGGAUACAUUUCAUAUUCCUGUUUUCGCUCUUGUCGACGCCGAUCCACACGGCAUAGAAAUAAUGUGCAUCUACAAGUAUGGAUCUAUGGCGAUGUCUUUUGAGGCCCAUAAUCUCACAGUUCCAGCUAUUAGAUGGCUUGGUCUCCUCCCUUCUGAUAUUAAACGGUUAAAUAUACCUAGAGAUACUUUAAUUCCGCUGACAAAACAGGACCAGAUGAAACUUGAAAGUGUCCUGAAAAGACCUUAUGUUACUUGCCAACCAUUUUGGAGAAAAGAAAUGGAGAUAAUGGCAGACUCUAAACUGAAGGCAGAAAUUCAAGUUUUGACCUUCCUAUCAUCAGAUUAUCUCUCCAGAGUGUACCUACCCAACAAAUUAAAAUUUGGAGGAUGGAUAUAA